Molecule: messenger RNA, 971 nt
Organism: Neocloeon triangulifer
Lineage: Eukaryota; Metazoa; Arthropoda; Insecta; Ephemeroptera; Baetidae
Product: C-type lectin domain family 4 member F-like
Exons: 6
Coding region: 93-734 (213 amino acids)
Biological process (GO): biological process involved in interspecies interaction between organisms
Cellular component (GO): external side of plasma membrane
Molecular function (GO): carbohydrate binding
Source: RefSeq, a predicted model, not a curated record
UUUCGCGGUGGCAAAGGGCAGUGAUAAAAAGGCCCGGGGAUAAAAGGCUUUGGCGAAUCUAGAGCGACACUCAAGUGCUGACAGACGCGACCAUGGCUCGUUUUGUGUUGCUGCUCGCUGGGCUCAUCGCAUUGGCCAGCAUUUCUACAACCGAGGCCCAAGAAUCAGAGCAAUUGAAAAUUUUCAAUGAGAUGAACCAAAAGCUGAACCAACUGACGAAACUGGUCCACGAUCAGGUUGAAGUUUCCAACCAACGUCAAAAGCAGUUGGAGGACAUCCAAAAAGCUUUAAGAUGCGUAGGAGCUAGAGUGGGAGGCUUGACGCUGUUGUCAAAUGGGAAGUCGUACUCCUUCCACCAAGCCGGAAAAAGCUGGAGUUCUGCAAAUGAGACUUGCGUUAAGCAGGGACUGCAUUUGGCCACAAUCAGGGAUCGUGAAGAACUUUUAUUGGUGUUGGAAGAGGCUAACAAGGUCGACCGGUACACUGAAAAUUGGUGGGUUUCGGCGAAAAACGCUGCAACUGGAAGUGAACAGGACUUCCGCUGGCAAGACGGAACCCAGUUGGAAUCAAACAGCACGUUGUGGGGCAACGGCGAUCACGAGAACGAGGACUGCGUUCGUAUUCAUUAUUAUUUUAGUUCUUAUGACGCCAAGAGUUAUACCAGCGGAAAACUGUUCAGACAUCCAUGCACCGAAACAUCGUACUACAUUUGCGAGCUUCCAAGCGAAUGUUAAUUGCCCUAAGUUAGUUUCAACAAAAAUCUAAAGUAAUUUUUUUAAAUUUGUUUUGUUCUGCGGUUUCCCAUAAUAAAAAAUGGAAUUUUUGACUUGUUCCUUGACAAAAUUAUAUUUUCUAUGCAAAAAUGUGCACGUUUUGAUAAACUGGACAGGCAGCUAGGGGUCAUCUCUGUGGUCAGCAGAUAUUUGUUGUGACUGAUCUGUUAUUGAUAACAAAUAAAAAACUCGUUCAGA